This is a messenger RNA of Prunus dulcis (almond), 2408 nucleotides long. RefSeq lists its product as uncharacterized. The transcript has 10 exons. The record is from RefSeq and is a predicted model, not a curated record. Lineage: Eukaryota; Viridiplantae; Streptophyta; Magnoliopsida; Rosales; Rosaceae. Gene Ontology annotation, cellular component: Golgi apparatus; endoplasmic reticulum. The coding region runs from base 162 to 1958 and encodes 598 amino acids.
CACCGAGUCCCUUUCUUGUCCUUUCUCCUUCGAAAACCCGACUUCGUUUCCUCCCUGUGUGGUCUCGACGAGUCGACAGUACUUCUUAACUCUCUCUGUCAAGAGUUUCGCAGCAGAGAGAGAGAGAGAGAUAGAGAGAGAGAGAGAGCAAUUGCUGAAGCAUGGACGAGAAUUCAGCACUAAUCGAAUCAAUUCUCAGAGAGCAAGAGGAGGAGGAGGCAGAAAGAUAUGGUAAGAAGGUGAACAAUGAGCGGACCCAAAACGGCGAUGCUUAUGGCUGGCAAACGGUGUCAUAUCAGAAGCGAAACCGAAAGGCCUUGUCCAAGACACUUCCGGCGGACUCCAACGGUGAUAUCCACAUCGGAGCUUCCUCCGCCUCCGAGGUGUUCCGGCCGAUCGAGCUGCAUUCCGAGGAGCGCCGUCGGAAAGCUCUGGAGGCUCAGGCGGCCGCCGCUUCCGGAGAUUCCGCCGGCGGCGGAUCGAAGCGGGAUUCCGAUGACGACGAUGAGGAUAGCAAUGCUGAGGUGUCUGGGACUGUGGAAAAUGGCGAGGUGAAGAAGGUGAAGACUAAGAAGCCAAAGAAGCCGAAGGUGACUGUGGCUGAGGCGGCUACGAAGAUCGACGCAGAUCAUCUCGGCGCUUUUCUCGCUGAUAUUACUGCUUCGUAUGAAAAGCAACAAGACAUACAGCUUAUGCGUUUGGCGGAUUAUUUCGGUCGAGCAUUUGCGUCAGUCAGUUCGGCUCAAUUUCCAUGGUUGAAGACGUUCAAGGAAUCCACUGUGGCAAAGUUGGUUGAUAUCCCUCUUUCUCAUAUAUCUGAAAAUGUUUACAAGACAUCAGUUGACUGGAUCGGCCACUGCUCUACUGAAGCACUUGGAUCCUUCGUGCUGUGGUCAUUGGACAGCAUUCUUGCUGACCUUACAAAUCAUCAAGGAGCAGCCAGGGGAUCCAAAAAGGUGGCCCAGCAAGCACCUUCAAAGUCUCAGGUUGCCAUAUUCGUGGUUUUAGCAAUGGUGUUGCGGCGAAAACCUGAUGUAUUGAUUAACUUACUUCCAGUGAUGAAGGAAAGUCCAAAAUAUCAAGGCCAAGAUAAGCUUCCAAUCACAGUGUGGUUGAUUGCACAGGCUUCUCAAGGAGAUCUGGUUGUGGGGUUGUACACGUGGGUUCAUUUUCUCUUGCCUAUAUUGAGUAGCAAGUCAAGUAGUAAUCCGCUGUCUAGAGACUUGAUUUUGCAAUCGGUGGAAAGAAUUUUGUCUUCUCCGAAAGCUCGUCCUAUUCUAUUAAAUGGUGCUGUCAGAAAGGGGGAGCACAUAGUGCCACCAUCGGCCCUUGAUCUGUUGAUGAGAUCUUCUUUUCCUGCAGCUUCUGCCCGAGUUAAGGCAACUGAGAGGUUUGAAGCUGUUUAUCCAACCCUGAAAGAGAUUUCCCUUGCUGGUUCCCCGGGUAGCAAAACAAUGAGGCAGGUCACACAGCAGAUAUUGAAAUAUUCAGUUAAAGCUGUUAAAGAAGGCAUCCCUGAUCUGUCUAAGGAAGCAAGUGACAUUUUUAUUUGGUGUUUGACACAAAACCCUGAAUGUCAUAGGCAAUGGGACAUGCUUUAUCUGGAGAAUCUUGAUGCAAGUGUUGUUGUCCUGAAAAAGCUAUCUGACGAGUGGAAGAAGCAUGCCAGUAAACAUACUUCUCUUGACCCCUUGAGGGAGACCUUAAAGAGUUUCAGGGAAAAGAAUGAUAAAGCAUUGGCAGUGGGAGAUGAUUUUGCCCACCAUUCACUUUUGAAGGAUGCAGACAAAUAUUGCAAGCUGAUUUUGGGACAAUUGUCUCAAGGGCACGGAUGCAUGAAGAGCAUGGUGCUUGUGUCUGUUGCCCUGGCUGUGGGCGCUGCUAUCGUGUCACAAAACAUACAACCUGAGGACCUCAAGAAACUUGCAGCCAUGUUCAACUUUCCCCUAACUCUGUAAAUGGAGUUACUCACCGGUAUUUUACGGCAUACUGUUUAAAUUAUGUCUGGCAUAGGUCAGCUAAAAAAGGGUGGCCCAUAACAGUAUAGGCAGAGGAUUCAGUUCAGCGUUUGACCAACUUGUAACAGGUCUCAAGUGAAAGUUAAGGUAUAAGCAGCCGCGGAGCCCAUGUCUGGGUUGCUAUUUCACAGGGUGUUUGGCUUGUCUAGUUUUCAGUGUCAAUGUGUUGAGUGAGUUAUUUUCCUUUGCAAGGGACUAAGUUAUAGUGGCUUGUGUUUUCGGGUUUUCUUCUUAUAUUUUCGCAUAGUCUAAUAAGUCUGUUAAAAUGUGGACAUGGAAAAUGGUCAUAAGGUGGAAAUGAAUGAUGGAAUAAGUGCUUGAAAGAAAAAGUGCGUCUUUUUAUUAUUAAUUUUUUUAAUCAUUGUAUUUUAACUUUUGACCCUCACCAAA